Molecule: messenger RNA, 1083 nt
Organism: Echinococcus granulosus
Lineage: Eukaryota; Metazoa; Platyhelminthes; Cestoda; Cyclophyllidea; Taeniidae
Exons: 9
Coding region: 1-1083 (360 amino acids)
Source: RefSeq, a predicted model, not a curated record
AUGUACGGAAGUCACUUUAAGCUUCCUUCAGAAGGAGAUGUCGCCCCUGAAAAUGGUCUUCGUAGGUCUAUCAACACCCUUUCCGUGUUUAUUUCCCCGAAUUCGCGCGGCCAAACAUAUGUUUGUCAAACUCAGGCCACCACUAAAGAGACUCGUGGGACCAGUUUCGACGAAAUUGAGAAUCUUCGUACCGAAGUCAAACGACUCUCCGAUAUUGUGUCCAAGCAAUCCGAUUUGAUAUCAUGCAUUCAGAAGGCCUUAAGCGAGAAGCCCAACGAGGAUAAGUCGGUGGAUAAGUUGGACUUACAAACCGAAUUUAAUCAGCAUAAGAUUGCACUAGCCUGUCUGGAGCGCGAUAAUAUGGCCAUUGAGUCAAUGAUCAAGUGGCUUGAGGGUGAAGUUGCCUCCCUGACAGUAACAGUUGGGCAUCAGUGUAACAAGCUGCUACUUCUUCACAACGCAGUACGAGACCUAUAUCUUGGAGCUGGUGGUGAAGCACAGUCGGAGCGCAGUAGUACGAGUCCUCAGAUGCGCUCGGUCAGUUGCUCGGAGCUGCAGGCCAACUGCGUCUCCCACAGCGUCUCGGAGGGUAAUGACCAGCGAGGGCGAGUGGUGCGCUCCUACACCAGUCGUUUGCCCCCCUCCGGCCACCAGUGCCAAUCCCGGCAUAAUUGGAAACGGCUGCGUCAGAGCUCCUGUCCCAAGAAGUCUGACAGCAGUGGCAAACUCAACAGUCUGAUGGUAUUCCUUAAGUCUCCUAAGAUUUCGCUCCGCCAGGCGUCAUUACGUUCGAAUAAGCUUCGGACAAAUACCUACCCACUCAUCGAAGAUGAGUUCUCCUCGGAGGAUGUGCGUACCAAUCACAAUGCGCGGGCGCCUUCGCUCCUCCUUGACCCAGAUCGCCUUUUAAAAAACCCCCCACCCUCCGUCUCUCGUCCAUGGGCCAUAAGUCAUCUGUUAAACAGACGCAUGGCAGUAGCAUCCUCUGCACGGCGAGUUAUGGUCAGACAGUCUGGCCUCCUAACCGUGGAGCAAAGUCCUCCUCGCGAGGCUGUCAUUGGUGUGCUGUCCGCCUGUCCCUGA